AUGAAGGCCCUUUUUUUCUCAUGGCUUCUUGGGAUUUUAUGUGUCAGCGGUAGCGUUGAUGGUGAGUUUCGUUUUAAAGCCACCAUAGUACACAUUGUAAUAUUAAGUUGCUGUUAUUGGUCAGUGCUAUAGUUCUCGAUCUGCUAGUGGUUGUUGAAAGUUUUUGGUCAAAUUUUGACAGUUAAGAUCCAUAAGAACUGCACAAAAACCAAUGUUGUCUCGAGCUACCUGACUGCCAUGACUAGUAAAGGUCAGACUCUAAGAUUUUUGGCUGUGAUCACCGUGUUUAAGAUACAGAACCACGGAAAAACAGUUUAUUUGAAUGAGACAAAAAAAAUCUGCAUUUGCUAGUUCCACCUACUACCAGCUUAAUAUGUGUGAUAAAUAAAAACAGGAAGUUCUAAGAAAAAAAUUCCUAUUGAAACCAAGUCCUGAUUCAGUUUUCCUCGGUCUGACCUCAUCACCUGGUCGUUAUGCUGCUGCCACAUGUGAUGCUAAAUGAACCAUUGUUUGCCGCCAUAAAAAUAGAUCUUACAUAACAAAAAUUCCAGAUUCGUCUAAAAAUGUUUAAAUGUAAAUCCUGUAGGGCCGCUCACGCAAUUUAGCGGCUUAUCCUUUGUCAUCUGGACCAGCUGCAUCCAUUCCUUUUUACUUUUGAAAAAAAGGGAAAACAAGAAGGAACGACGAUAAAUUUUUUGUUUUCAAAUAUUCAAUUAAUCAUUAAUAAUGAUUUGUUCAGCCUAGAUAGAAUCUACUUCCUUGGUUAUGUUGCUGUCCAAAAAAGUUUUCAGUUCUCAGUAUCUACUUCAAUAACAGUUGAUAAUAACAGCAAUAAAUAAAUAAAUAAAUAAAUAAAUAAAUAAACAAAUAAAUAAAUAAAUGGAUUGCAAAACCAUACGACGAAGACUUGAUAUUCACAGCAAAGGCCUUUUACAUUACGGGUUGCAAUUAAAACUAGAGAGCUAAUGAUCAUAUUUAAAAAGCUAAUAAAAACUUAUCAUGAAACAUCUAUUUUUCUUUCAUGAACACUUUACGACGUAAUGACGACAAAGAUAAAGUGUUAAUAAAUAUGGCUUCAGAACUGUCAUAAAAAUCGUUUCACUGAAGUCUCCAGACCCUUACCGACUUAAUUAUUAUUUUUACUUUUACAGGUGCCUGUUUUUCAGACCUUGGAAAAAAAGUCCCAGAUAAAAAGAUUACUGCGUCCUCAAGCUUGAAUAAAAACACAAUUGCUUCCUUUGCAAGACAGGAUGGAAAGAACGCCUGGUGCUCGGCUUCAAAUGACUCGUCACCAUUUCUAGAAAUAGAAUUAAACGAAGAUAAGAAAAUAACAGGAAUCGUCACCCAGGGUAGCCCAAACUUAUCGAGAUGGGUUACACAAUUUCGCGUCAAAUAUUACAAGGAAGGAAAAUGGAAUACUUAUGUUAAAGAAGAUGAGACUCAGGUAUGAUAACAUGAGAGGUAUAAACCGUUUUUAAUUCACGUGACCAGCAGCUUUACCAGUUCAAUGGUAAAGAAGAAAGCCAUAACAAGAAAAGAGUUCAAUUUGCGCAUGUUGGUUCGCCACACUAACAUGGCAUGUGUGACGUCAUGGAAAACGCUCUUUGAAAAUAAGUUUUUUUUUCUGAUUUGCUUCUCCUCCACUUUUGGUUGUUGUACUGUGUAAAAUUUGUUUUGAGUGAAAAGCUAUGAUAAAAAACUGAAAUCUGAAUCUUAGUUAUUUUUGCUUUGCAUUUUUUUUUCAAUCUUUACAGAUAUGAAGAAAAUAAGCCUCUUUGCAAUACCAAUGUACUGAAGACAACUCUUUGCUUUACGUAUUGCGGAGCUUAAAUUUUUCUUUUUUUCAUAACUACCCAGCAUAUUUCAAAAUUUACAAAGAUUAUUAUGGAAAGCCACUCAACCGUGACUAGGUGGUUUUCUUAAAAAUCUUUCAGGCUUUAUCGAACGGCUGUUGUAAUCGCUACUUUUGAGAUCCCAUUGGUACGGCUUAAAAUUUGUAGGUUACCAAAUUAACCUACAAAUUUUUAUAUGCUCUAGGCAGGAAGGUAAUACCUUAUUUAACAAAUUCAUUUUACAGGAGAAGCACGCUAGCCCCAACAACACUUGGCUGGUUUCUAUGGAGGGCGUGUUGCCACAUUUAAAAACCGUAUAUUAAAUUACUAAACUAAUAGUAAUUUUCUUUUACUACUGCUACUACUACUACUACUGCUAUUACAGAAAGUCAUAUAAAAAGUUAACUACUAUUACGAUACACAGCUUGGCAAGACCCGGCAAUAAUCUAAUAAGAUUUAUAAAUGAAGAGAUUAGGUUUCGCGCAAAAUCUCAAAGUUCCUUAAGAAUUAUCCUUUUGUAUACUUUAGCUGAGGCUUUGGUUUUUAAAGAAAUAAACGAAACAAAAUUAAUAAUGAUAUUAAUAGUAAUGGUAAUUAUUUAUGUGUAGGAUCUUGAUGGAAACCAAGCAAGAGAUAGAUUAAAGAUCAACCGUUUGGACCCGCCAAUUGUGACAACCACUAUUCGAAUAUACCCGAAAAAAACCGGUUCAGUUUACAAUCAGCCUAAAUUAAAGAAUGUUACGUGCCUCAGACUUGGAUUGAAAGGAUGCUCUGCACCAGGUGGGAGUAGACGCUUGUUGGUAGGAAUAUUUGAUUAGUGUACAUGUAUGUCGAAAUAAAACCUAGCAUCACACAGAUUUGUCAAAAAUAAAUGGAGAGAAGAUCCUUUCAGUUUACGUUAAAUUGCAAUUAAUGCAGUUGAGAAAAGAGAGCCUGGAAAAAUUCAGGCUUACCGGGAUUAGAGCGCUGACCUUUACAACACCGGUGCAGUGCUCUAUCACAUUGAGCUAACAAGCCAACUGGGAGCUGUUCAUCAAAUUGGUUCCUAAUACCUGGGGAAAGAUGAAGAUGAAAUGACGAAUAUAUGAAUUUUAUUUAUUGGAACCACUCGGAGAAGUUCAUCGCAGUUAAAGACGUAACUAAUGCAGUUGCAAAAAAGAAAGCCUGAAAGAAUACAGGCUUGCCGAUACUGUAUUCGAACCUAGACCUCUGCAAUACCGAUAACCAACUAAGCUAGCAAGCCCAUUACUGCAGGGAGCUGGUCUUUAAAUUAGCCCGCAAAUACCUCGAAAAUAUGAAGAUGAAAUGUUAAAUAUAUAUGCAUUUCAUAUUUAUAAUUAGCGAAAUGUCUGUCUUGCUUUUGACGUAAUCUCACAGUUCUUCCCCCACCCCUUGCCUUUGUACCAGGCUACGAUAAGGGUUUUCAUUUUCUGCGCUCCCCCCAAAAAUUUAAUAAAAGAAAAUUACGGCAAUAAAUGUUGUUUUUUUUGUUGUUGGUUGCAAAGACUCACGUGGGUGACAAUCCUAGCGAAAUUUCUUCACUUCCCAUGCGUUUUAUUUAUGAACGCAGGAAUAUAUCAGCUUUAUGUAAGUAUAUGUAUUCACAAUCUUAUUACAAAGAAAAACUAAAGUCUUUUUUUAAUUAUUAUUUCAAGUCGAUGGAGGCUGGGGGAUUUGGGGCAACUGGUCAGAAUGCAGCGUAACUUGUGGAGUUGGAUUUCGAUCGCGUGAACGGAAAUGUAACUCACCCGUACCUAAGAAUGGUGGCAAGCCGUGUAAUGACAGUGGAAGACUGGAAACUAUUGAUUGCAUCAAGCCAAGUUGCAAAGGUUUGUGAAAGUGAAAAUGUUUACGACCCUUUCUUAAAACAAAAGUUCUCAAAAUAAACCUUGUGUGGUAUUAUAUGUUAGUGACUCAGUCUUUCUACUAAAGAAACGGUGAAAACCUUGACAUUGCUUUCACUCAUUCAUUUCACGAUCCAGAUAUUGAAUUUAUAUACCACGUAAUUACAAUUUAUUUAUCUAGUGGACGGAGGAUGGGGUAGGUGGAGUGACUGGACAGAUUGCAGCGUAACUUGUGGCGUUGGAUUUCGAUCACGUGAACGGAAAUGUAACUCACCCGUACCUCAGAAUGGUGGCAAGCCCUGUAAUGACAGUGGAAGACUGGAAACUAUUGAUUGCAUCAAGCCAAGCUGCAAAGGUUUGUGAAAGUGAAAAUGUUUACGACCCUUUCUUAAAACAAAAGUUCUCAAAAUAAUCCUUGUGUGGUAUAAUAUGUUAGUGACUCUGUCUUUCUACAAAAGAAGAGCUGAAAACCUUGGCAUUGCAUUACUCACUCAAUCAUUUCACGAUCCACAUAUUGAAUUUAUAUACCACGUAAUUACAAUUUAUUUAUCUAGUGGACGGAGGAUGGGGUAGGUGGAGUGACUGGACAGAUUGCAACAGGACUUGUGGAAUUGGAAUGAAGUCACGUACGCGAAAAUGUGACUCGCCCAAACCUCAGAAUGGUGGCCGAGAGUGCGAUAAAAACGAAGGAGUGGAUAUAAAACUAUGCAGGAAACGAAAAUGUCCGGAAAACGGUAAGUGCUUACAACACUAAGGCUAUGUUCAGACUGUACCGGAUAGCUGGGCUUCUGUUCACACAAAUGGACUUUUCUGCACGAUUUCGGUACGGAGCGAAGCCGCUCGCCGCGUCCAUCUCUGAAUUCAAAAGUCACCGCGCAUCUGAUAAGUGUUUAUACUCAGAUACCGGAUAGCUUGUCGCGUCGGCUUGAAAACCUAUCCGGUAUACUGUAGUGUGAACACGGCCUAUGAAGUGUACAAGCAAUAGAAACAAUAGCGAGAAAAGAGGAGGCCUGGAGCAGACCGGGGUACACUUCAGAAUAACUAAAAUAUCCGGCUCAAGAUCUGUAGAAAACAUAAUCACCUUUUUUGCUGCAAAACAGUCUCAGGGGCCUUUGAAGAAAAAAAAUAUUUGAAUCAAUCAAUCGAUCCAUCUUUAAAUUACUUAAUCAACUUUAUUUCAUCACAGUAUUCUCAAAACUUUGUGAUAGAUCAGUACUAAGCAAAGCUUCAUCAAAAUCUAUUAUAACUUUAUGGUAAAAGUCAAAAAACCUCCUUUUAAAUGGAUGUCAGGAGGUAAUUUGGAGAAUCGCGGCAACCUUAAGUCAAUAUCAUGGGAAUAUGAGUUGGCAAUUGACUGCAUUCUUAUCCUUAAUUCAAAAGCUUUGAACUUAAGUUGCCAAAGAUAAGAGUUAGUGGUGAGGAUAUUAAAGCAGAUCAUAUUUUGUUUCCUUUCCAGAAAUCUAUGCAGGGUAUUCCGGCUCUGGAGAAGGCUGGGUAAUGCACUCAGGUGGUGGAAUGAAUUCCGCUGGAUCAGAAGACCGCGGGCCUGGUGGAUGGGAAGAACACAGUGGAAAAAUACCUUUUGAACUGACGUAUGGAGAUGACGAAGAUUACUCUUAAGCAAAGAAAUUAUUUAACGUCACCCGACUUUUGUCCCAAAAAUGAACUUUAUACAACAAGUAAAAUUUGACAGAAAACUCACAUUCGCGAAAUAUUUGUCUAGGGUUUGGCUAGUUUACUUGAACAGGACAGUAAGUAGCGUGUAUGCUUCUUGUUUGAGGAACGUUCACUUCGUUUUUGGAGACAAAAAUGCAGUCAAAAUUGACUAAAAAUGCGUUUGAUACAAGCGUUUGGUUUUUGUCUACUUGUGUUUAACAAUAAGCUCAACAAAAUAAAUAUCAGCUCCCUAAUAUAUACCUGAAUUUUUGAAAACCGGGUUGGCAAAAAUAUAAACUCAUUCUACUACUUGGCAUUUUAAAACAAUAAAACUCAUUCAAAGGCCGAUUAAAAGCCUUUAUCUGACGCUGGGCAGUAAGUUAAUGGUCCCUAGAAACAUUCGAACGACCCCAAAUUUAAAAUGACGCAAAUUUUAGAACAUUUAUUCAGUAAACUGACUUUGCGAAAUUCCAAACAGGUGUCAUUUCAGUUUAGAAAUUUUUAAGCUGAGUGAACUGCAGCGAAAGAGUGCCUGGUUAAGGCUUACACUACUUUUUUCGCGGUUCGAUAAACAACAGCAUUCCGCAUGGAAUAGACAACAAACUGAAUGAAACGUAGUGCACAAACUAUCACUUACUUUCUUAUCUUCAAAAAUCGGCCUAUGGUUCAAUGCCAUUAGAGCCCGCUGAAACUAGACCUAGAUCCAGUUUUCCUGAGUCGAGAGUCACUUUUCCAUGGUACAAUCAGCUAAGCUAAACACCGACGAAACAAUAUUAAUGGCCAGCACAGAAUAUGUUGGCCAAACCGCAAUUCAACCACGCGCCGGGGGAAGGGGGGUCCAGGAUUCUUUUCAGGAGGGGGUGCACUCGUCUCUUGCUCUACUUCAACACCAAUAAACCACAUAGUUUUUUUUUUGCAGAAUACCAGUUGUAUUAGAA
Messenger RNA from Porites lobata, 6270 nucleotides. The record is from the annotation of a GenBank genome assembly. Lineage: Eukaryota; Metazoa; Cnidaria; Anthozoa; Scleractinia; Poritidae.